Trichoderma harzianum CBS 226.95 is the source of this 2304-nucleotide messenger RNA. RefSeq lists its product as hypothetical. The record is from RefSeq and is a predicted model, not a curated record. Gene Ontology annotation, molecular function: protein binding. The transcript is spliced from 2 exons. Bases 1 to 2304 code for a protein of 767 amino acids. NCBI's taxonomy places the organism in Eukaryota, Fungi, Ascomycota, Sordariomycetes, Hypocreales, Hypocreaceae.
AUGGACUUGAACGGACAAGGUCCUAGAAGUCCGCCUGGUGGUCGACCACCACCGACUCGAAACGGCUCUCAAAACUACGGAGACUCAAGACAAGGACAGCCCAGACAAGGACCUGGAGGCUACGGUGACUACGGAGACGGCGGAUACGGAGCUCGGCAGCCUCCCAAUCAAUACGGUGCUCAGCGAAGCAUGACGAUGCCUAAUAACGGUGCUGCUGGUGGGCGUGGAAUGCCGCAGAGACCGGCCACGACAACGGGGAACCGCCCUCCCCCACAGAGAACAUAUCCCCAGGAUAACCAAGGGCCACCGCAGCACCAGUAUAACAAUGGUGGUUAUGGUUCUGGCCCCGGUAUGAACGGUGACGAUGGAUAUGGGGGUGCGUACAACAAUAACGCAAUCGAUGACGUUUACGACUCUUACUACGACGAGCCGAGAGGAAGCAUAUCGAGCCACAACUCACAAACACAAGCACAAACACAUGCACAUGCGCGCCAAGAGAGCCGUUCAAGCAUGCCGGACUUUGACGCCAUCCCCGUGCACAGCAAACGAGACUCGUUUGAGCAAUCGAUGCGGCCCGCCGAGCAGUUGCAGCAAGGAAACCACCAGCCCAAGCUGAAUCACGCUCGAUCCAUGGUAGAGAUGCGCGGGUCAGGGUCUGGUGCCUUUGAGAUGAGCAACGACAUCCCUCAGGUUCCGCCGAUUCCUCAAUCACACGCGUACCAGCAUGGGUACGACCAAGGGUACGACCAAGGAUACGAUCAGGGACACGACCAAGGAUACAACGGGCCCGGAGGAUACUCGCAGCCGCCGAUCCCACGGGGGCCGAGUGCACCUCCGGGACCGGCCGGACAGCAUCCCGGGUUCGGGAAUAGCCGUCCGCCCAUUGUCCGGCCAGGUACCGCUGCGCCCCUGAAUCCAGACGGUCUACCUGCGCAUCCAACGCCGGUACGGCCAGGCUUGAUGGAAGGCUCAGCGGUGAAUCCGAAUGCUAAGCCGCCUCCGGUUCGAAAUUAUGGAGGCGGCCCUCAGCAGCAGCAGGCACCGAUGCAACAACCGCAGCAACAGAUGCGAUACUCACAGCAAUCACAACAGCAGCAGCAGCAGCAGCAGCAACAACAGCAACCAUACCCCCAACAACCACCGCCACCCGUGCGGGAGAAGGAGAGGGAGCCCCCUGUCACUCCCGGCGAGCUGGAGCACCUGAGGAUGAUUAUCAAAGGCAACCCCAAUGACCAGGCAUCUGCACUGAAAUUGGCAAAGCGACUCAUUGAAGCAUCCGAUGUGCUGAUACCCAACAUCCCCGACCCCAGAGGCAGGACCAAGGCUCGCGAGCGAUACCUCAUGGACGCCCACAAGAUCCUCAAGAAGCUGGUGGCCCAGCAGAACCAGGAUGCCAUGUUUGUCAUGGCGGAUGGCGGCGGCAGGGGCUUGUUCGGGCCCGACGUGGAUCCCAAAGAGGCCUUUUCGCUUUACCAGUCGGCGGCCAAGCUGGGCCAUGCUGCAGCUGCGUAUCGUACGGCUGUUUGCUGCGAGAUUGGCCACGAGGAAGGUGGCGGCACUCGCAAGGACCCGAUGAAGGCAAUUCAGUGGUACAAGCGCGCGGCCACUCUGGGCGAUCCGCCGGCCAUGUACAAGGUCGGCAUGAUUCUGCUCAAGGGGCUUCUAGGACAGCCCAAGAACCCGCGAGAGGCGGUUGGAUGGCUGAAGCGGGCGGCAGAGCGCGCAGAUUCCGAGAACCCGCACGCGCUUCACGAGCUUGGACUUCUGUACGAAUCCGCGCAGGGCAACGACGUCAUCAUCCGCGACGAGCAGUACGCCCUGACGCUGUUCCAGCAGGCGGCCGAGAUCGGCUACAAGUUUUCGCAGUUUCGGCUGGGCUGUGCCUACGAGUACGGGCUGCUGGGAUGCCCGAUUGACCCGAGGCUGUCCAUUGUGUGGUACUCGAGGGCGGCUCAGCAGGAGGAGCAUCAGUCGGAGCUUGCACUUAGCGGGUGGUAUCUGACGGGCAGCGAGGGCGUCCUGGGCCAGAGUGACACGGAGGCGUAUCUGUGGGCGAGAAAGGCCGCUGUUGCUGGGCUGGCAAAGGCAGAGUAUGCUAUGGGAUACUUUACCGAGGUUGGCAUUGGCGUUCCGGCGAACCUGGAGGAUGCCAAGCGGUGGUAUUGGCGAGCAGCUGCCCAGGAUUUCCCCAAGGCGCGAGAACGACUCGAGGACCUGAAGCGGUCUGGAAAGGAAAGGGCGCGCCCGAGGGAGCGCAUCUCACGCAGCUCGAAGCAGCAAGAAGGAGAUUGCGUGUUAAUGUAG